Molecule: messenger RNA, 977 nt
Organism: Acomys russatus (golden spiny mouse)
Lineage: Eukaryota; Metazoa; Chordata; Mammalia; Rodentia; Muridae
Gene: Eif4ebp1
Product: eukaryotic translation initiation factor 4E binding protein 1
Exons: 3
Coding region: 69-422 (117 amino acids)
Biological process (GO): negative regulation of translational initiation
Cellular component (GO): cytoplasm
Molecular function (GO): eukaryotic initiation factor 4E binding
Source: RefSeq, a predicted model, not a curated record
GGGCACGAGAAGGGCUGGGCCGAGGUGCCGCGGGGUUGCAGGAGGGUCGUGGGCGGCGUGCAGGAGACAUGUCGGGGAGCAGCAGCUGCAGCCAGACUCCCAGCCGGGCCAUUCCCACUCGCCGCGUAGCCCUCGGCGACGGUGUGCAGCUCCCGCCCGGGGACUACAGCACCACCCCCGGAGGCACGCUCUUCAGCACCACCCCGGGAGGAACCAGGAUCAUCUAUGACCGGAAAUUUCUGAUGGAGUGUCGGAACUCACCUGUGGCCAAAACACCCCCGAAGGACCUGCCAACCAUUCCUGGGGUCACUAGCCCUACCAGUGAUGAGCCUCCGAUGCACGCUAGCCAGAGCCACCUGCAUAGCAGCCCGGAAGAUAAGCGGGCAGCUGGUGAAGAGUCACAGUUUGAGAUGGACAUUUAAGGGACCAGCCAUAGGACGGAGUGAUGCUUUCUGGACCCCACGAGGCCCUUGGAAGGAGAGCCACAGCAGGCAGGCCUUAUACCAGGCAGACAUUGGGCGUGGGCCGGCCACCCAAUCCCAUUCCUCCUCACUCAGGGCGCUUGCUCUGCCUUCUGUUCUGUGAACACCAGCAGAUACCUCCUUGUGCCUCUGGUGAUGCUGAGCUGCUACUCCAGGGGACAGACUCUUGCCCACACCCUGCCUCAAGCGCCAGGAAGUGGACACAGAGGAGCCCGUCAGAACGGUCUUCUGGCAACUGUAGCCUCGACUUCUGGAGCACACCUACCCUUUCCAUAGGUUGGGGCAUCUGGGAAAGCUACCCUUCACUUCUUUCCCUGAGAGGAAAUAAAAGCCACAUUUACCCUACGCCCCAGGCUGGGCCCUGUCUCAACUGUUUUCAACUUGAAAUGAUAACACAGUUACUCUCUGUUCAGUGCUUAUAGUGUACUUUCCUUUACGUCAUCUCAUGUGAUUAUCAUACCAGGUAAGCAGAGCAAGCCUUACUGUCAUUUUUCA